Molecule: messenger RNA, 1933 nt
Organism: Engraulis encrasicolus (European anchovy)
Lineage: Eukaryota; Metazoa; Chordata; Actinopteri; Clupeiformes; Engraulidae
Gene: pigb
Product: phosphatidylinositol glycan anchor biosynthesis, class B
Exons: 12
Coding region: 138-1718 (526 amino acids)
Biological process (GO): GPI anchor biosynthetic process
Cellular component (GO): endoplasmic reticulum membrane
Molecular function (GO): alpha-1,2-mannosyltransferase activity
Source: RefSeq, a predicted model, not a curated record
CGAACGUCACCUAAACACGGAAGUGAAGGAAAUAUGAACAACAAUCCUUGUUGUAGCCUAAUCAAAGAACUUUGACAGUUCUUUGGCCUUGCCUACUGCUCUCACAUGAAUAUGUAGUCCAACAUAAAUGUCCCACCAUGGAGCGGAUUCGUGAACGUUUGAAGAACAAAUCUACGUCUGCAGAGACAGUUAAAUUAAGAAAGAGGAGAUCUAAACUGUAUGACAAACAUGCUGGUGCUAAGCAGGAAGAGUUCUUGGGCAUCAAUAUCUAUGUGUUCUCUGUGGCCUUCCGCCUUGUCAACUGCUUCUUUGUUCAGACCAGUUUUGUUCCUGAUGAGUACUGGCAGUCUCUAGAAGUUUCUCAUCGCAUGGUCUUCAAUUAUGGCUAUCUAACCUGGGAAUGGGUCGAAGGAAUCAGAGGAUAUUCUUAUCCACUUGUUUUUGCAGUUCUUUACAAAGUGCUGCAUAUUUUCAAUUAUGAUGUGCCUCAGCUUUUGGUGUGGCUGCCUCGUGUUCUCCAAGCACUCCUGGCUGCAUAUACUGAUGUUAAACUGUACAUGAUUGUUCGAAAUCUAGAAAACCCAGAUGUUGCCAAACUAACAUAUUUCUGUCAGCUAUGUUCCUGGUUCACAUGGUAUUGUUGCACGAGGACCCUGACCAACACCACAGAGACCAUGCUCACAGUGCUGGCUCUCUAUUACUACCCACUGCCCGGAUCUAAAACACACAACAGUUCAAAGUAUUUGACCCUGGUGGCGUUGGCGGUGAUUGUUCGCCCGACGGCCCUGAUUGUCUGGCUUCCCCUGUUGGCGUUCCAUUUCUGGAGGGACAAUAGUAAGCUACGGCUUAUACUCCACCAUGCUCUUCCCAUUGUUGCCUUGAGUCUUGGACUGACCACCAUUAUUGACAGUCUUUUCCAUGGACAGUGGGUCCUGGUCCAUUGGAACUUCCUGAAGUUAAAUGUCCUUCACAAUGUAUCUGAGUUUUACGGGUCCCAUCCAUGGCACUGGUACUUUACUCAGGGUUUCCUGGUUGUGUUAGGACCCCAUCUCCUAUUCUUUCUCCACGGCUGCUCGCUGGCUCCCAAGAGACACAGAGUGCUGUUAUUCACAAUAGCCUGGACACUGAUUGUUUACAGUUUACUUGCUCACAAGGAAUUCCGGUUCAUCUACCCCAUCCUGCCGAUAUGUAUAAUAUUUUGUGGCACCUCACUGGCUAACCUCACUACCUGGAGAAGAGCAGCCGUGUUUUUCCUGGUGGUGGCCAACCUCCUUCCCGCCCUGUACACGGGCCUGGUUCACCAGCGUGGCACUCUGGAUGUCAUGGGGCACCUCCAGGACUUAUGUGACCCAGCGACCUCGAACUCAUCUCAGCCUCAAGUGCUCUUCCUCAUGCCAUGCCACUCCACACCCUUUUACAGCCACGUCCACUGUCCAGUAAGCAUGCGUUUCCUGGAGUGUCCCCCGGACCUGGCAGGGGAUGGCAGUGUGGAGGACGAGGCUGAUGACUUCUACUUCGAGCCCUUAGCUUGGCUGCGGAGAACAUAUCCCCUGCAGGAGUCCCUACCGUCUCACCUGGUGUUCUUUAACGUGCUGGAGAAGGAAAUCUCAACAUUUCUGGAGGCAAAUGCAUUUACUAAACAAACUGAGAUCUUCCAUGCUCAUGUUCCUGAAGGUCGCGUUGGAGAAACUAUCUUCAUCUACACACGACAAAUCUGAAUGUAUGAGAGAGAGAGAGAGAGAGAGAGAGAGAGAGAGAGAGAGAGAGAGAGAGAGAGAGAGAGAGAGAGAGUUGUACGUAUCCAAAUAAGUUGUCUUGCCACUGCAGAAUUGCUCAUUUAAGACUAUUUUUUAAAACUACUGUAUAAUUUAUGAAGCUGAGCUUUUGCACUUGAACACAAAUUUAAUAAAACAUUAUUUCUGACCUUUCUUCA